AUGAAUCCGGUUGAAAACAAGUCGCUUUCCGCGGAGACCGAACAAAUGAACAGAGUUUUUGCGGAACUAAGGGCCGCAAAGUUCAAUUUUCCCCGAGGAUGGAACGUGGACCGGAACAUCGCGGUUACAGAGCAGCCAAGCCGCAGAUAUGACUCCGAGCCGCAUGUCUCGGCACAGCCGAGUCGGACUAAUGUCCAAGACGCAGUAGACAUCGCGGCCGGGGCGGAUCGUCCAACACACAGUCUCUACAGGUCAGACGCCGAGAUAAUGGGACUAGAUUUGUUCGGUGAGCCGGCCGCCGCACCGGUUUACCGACAGAUCCGGCUGCCGAAUUAUGCGGGCCCGGCCUUCCGGUCAGCCAUGGCGAUCGUGGACGCGGCGUUUAACCGGCCGCUCCUACUGUCAGUGGACAGCGUCGUUGUCAAUCCAUCUGCGGUCCUAAAGACGCCGAAAGUCCUGCGGCGGCUAGCGGACUGCCAAGUCCUGGCCGGACGCGACGGUGACGUGGCCAGGAGGCGGUGGUCUUCCGCCAGGAACAUUACAUUGCCAUUGGAACUGGAAACUGAAAACGGAACGCGGCGGGCUGACCACUCGCCGGAAGCCAAGGGUAAUCGCCUUACGCUCUGGAGCAGGACAAAGCGGUUUAUCCACCGCAUGUUUUGUUGUGGCGUCUGA
Macrosiphum euphorbiae (potato aphid) is the source of this 675-nucleotide messenger RNA. The record is from the annotation of a GenBank genome assembly. Lineage: Eukaryota; Metazoa; Arthropoda; Insecta; Hemiptera; Aphididae.